AUGUUGAACUUCACUAGACUUCCGGUAACUCAAGCCGGACUUAAGCAGUGCACUUCUAAGUCAUAUGUCCUUCACAGCCUUCUACAAAAGUUGUCCAUAGACUACGUCAAUGCUCCCACAACCUUCCCUAUUGAAACACCGUCUAAGGCAGAAAUCAUGCUCAAGGGUGAGAAAGAAGGGCUACUGAAACCAAGACAAUAUUUUGCCUAUGCUAAGCUGUUAAUGACGUUCUAUAAAGCAGGCGUUAAGAACGCAUGGAAUAACCGACGUGAAAGUUCCCGUAUAAUGGCAACCCAUUUUCUUGAAAUGGUAGACAAGAACGGUGAUACCAUCAAGGCUAAACCUUUGAGUUUCAAUCAGUUAUCAGAUUUCAUGUCUCAGAUCAUAUUCAUGUCUCGUUUGGAAUUGGAUGCCGUGAAGAAACUGAAUAAUGCUUCAGUCUCUGAUUCAACACCGAACAUGGUAAAACGUCAUAAAACUGACGGUAAGGAUGGUGAUCCUGUGGCUGAUGUCAAAAGUCAAUUGUUUCGUUUAACAAGAAGUGAGUUCCAGUUAUACUAUCGAAGUGGAAAGGAUAUUCAGAAAUUAGCAUUAUUCUUUUUAACUCUUUUGAUAUUUGAAGAGUUUACUCCAUUGAUAUGCUACUACAUUCCUACAAUUGCUCCUUCCACGUGCUUGCUACCAAACAUUUAUCCUAGAAUAUGGAAACCUGAAGCUCUUGCAGCAUUGGAGAGCUACAAGCAACAACAAAACCAACUGGUUGAAGUCUACGCUACAAAAAAUGCCUAUAGUCUUAACGAUGAUGAAGUCAGACUUAUGUCCAGAGCCUUGAGACUUGUAGGAGGUAUUGUGCCUGUUGGAUGGUAUCCCAUGAUAUAUUUACGUAGGAGAUUACAGAACCAUUUCAACUAUUUAACUGUGGACAACUACUAUUUAUCUGGACUUAACGGGAACGGGAAUGUAUGGGAUCUAUCUCGACAGGAAUUAAUACUUUGUUGUUUGGAACGAGGUCUUUUAUCUUGUGUUGGUGAUAUUCCUUCCAAUGAAUCUAUGCAGUGGUCUUUGAUUCGGUUUAUAUAUGAGUUUGAGAACGCUAAUGUUGGGUACAUUGGAUUGAAUGCUCAAUUAGAACCCUUGGGACAGUUGGAGAAGGAAACAGAUAAAUUCUUGAUUGUAAAUAGUUAA
Messenger RNA from Lizanozyma spartinae, 1185 nucleotides. RefSeq lists its product as uncharacterized. The record is from RefSeq and is a predicted model, not a curated record. Bases 1 to 1185 code for a protein of 394 amino acids. NCBI's taxonomy places the organism in Eukaryota, Fungi, Ascomycota, Pichiomycetes, Serinales, Debaryomycetaceae. The transcript has a single exon.